Messenger RNA from Anguilla rostrata (American eel), 2463 nucleotides. RefSeq names its product antigen LPMC-61-like. The record is from RefSeq and is a predicted model, not a curated record. The transcript has 9 exons. The coding region runs from base 1 to 873 and encodes 290 amino acids. NCBI's taxonomy places the organism in Eukaryota, Metazoa, Chordata, Actinopteri, Anguilliformes, Anguillidae.
AUGGAGGAGUGGGUGGAGUUGGAGGAGUGGGCGGUGUUGGACCUGGAGGAGUGGGCGGAGUUUGGCCAGGAGGAGCGGGUGGAGUUGGACCUGGAGGAGUGGGCGGAGUUUGGCCUGGAGGAGUGGGUGGAGUUGGACCUGGAGGAGUGGGCGGAGUUGGAGGAGUGGGAGGUGUUAGACCAGGAGGAGUGGGCGGAGUUGGAGGAGUGGGCGGAGUUGGACCUGGAGGAGUGGGCGGAGUUUGGCCUGGAGGAGUGGGUGGAGUUGGACCUGGAGGAGUCGGUGGAGGUUUUUGGUAUCCAGGUGUUGGACUGGGAGCAGGAAAGCCUCCUAAACCAGGUGCUGGAGGAGUGGGUGGAGUCGGACCAGGGGGAGUGGGCGGAGUUGGAGGAGUGGGUGGAGUCAGACCAGGAGGAGUGGGUGGAGUUGGACCAGGAGGAGCCGGUGGAGUUUGGCCAGGAGGAGUCGGACCAGGAGGAGCAGGUGGAGUUUGGCCAGGAGGAGUGGGCGGAGUCGGGCCAGGAGGAGUGGGUGGAGUCGGGCCAGGAGGAGUGGGCGGAGUCGGGCCAGGAGGAGUGGGCGGAGCUGGCCUUGUUCCUGGUGCUGGAGGCCUGCCUGGUGGAGGUGGAGCGUAUCCAGGUGCGGGAACAGGAGCGGGGAAGCCCUCUAAAGCAGGGUAUGGUUUUUUGGGUGCAGGAUAUCAGCAAGGGGGCAGUAUACUGGGCUUUGGUGGAUACCCACAAGCCUAUGGAGCUAAAGCAGCCAAGUACGCUGCUCUCCAAGCCUUCCUGGGUGGAGGAGGCAGCAGAGGGGGCGCCGGAUGUCAAGGCAAGUACUGCGGCAGACGGCGGAAGUGAACGGCCCCGAAAAUGAAGUGACCUCAAGAAAUUUUGGUGCUACUGCAUGAUCUGGAGAAUGUACAUUUCUUAUUUACAAAAUCAUUUGUUUUUACAUUUUGUACUGUACAUCUGUCACUGAAAUCUUAAGGUUUUCAAAUAAAUUUUUACUGCGUUUAAAAUCAUGAAAGCCAAAAAUAAAAUAUGAGAAGAUAGCGUUUUUUGUAGUCAAUGAUUUGUGUGCACUGCAUGGCACAUUUAUUUUCAUAGAAACAUUGAUUCUGCCUGCAUCACAUGUUCUUGUUUUCUUUGCUUUUUUUUAACUAAGGCACUCACUGAAUUUGUUAAAUGCUCCCUGUUUGUCAGUCCCCCAUUGUCAAUACUGGUCUCUGUGCCACAUUUUGAAACAAGUCCGGAACAGGACGUUGAAUAACGUUCAUAUUCUGUGACGUUUUUGGGCAGGAGGUUUGCUUGGUCAAACCGCACGCGCCCAGUUUGUGAUGAAGCCUGAGCUCUUUAGUGCCAGUGAAAUAUCCAGUCUUAAUUUAACUCUAACAGAGUGCAUAUGAGUCCAGUAGGGACCAGUGUGAGAGCUGAUUUAACACUGAACAUUUUACUCUGUGGUUAUUGGGGUGUUGAUGGACUCGGGGCAUUUUAACGGUUGCUCUCUAGGCGCAGGCCAACAACAAUCUGCACUAUUUCAGAGAUCUGUCGAAAAAAAAAAUAAAUAAAUAAAUAUAAAUAAGCAUAAGGAGUGUUGCAGGUAGGAACAGGGUUACCAGCAACUUUCACAGACAUUUUAAGGCAAUGAAAGAAUAAUAGCUUACAGCAUCUUUAACUUGGUUUUUUGUUUAGUUUUUUUUUUUGUUUUGAGUUUUUGUUUUUGUAUUUUUAUGCUUGUUUACUGUUACCAUGUAUGCCAUACACUUUAUUUUGUGAACAGAAUAUUUGGCAUCCAGGGUGAUGCAUGGCUACAGGUUGAGUCCCCACUUACACAAGCCUCUCGGUUCUUGCGUGUGGGCCCAUAUCUGAGCAGCCGUCCAAAGUCAAAACCAAUUUGCUUCUAAGCUUUCGGGUUAAAGUUCUUGCUCCUCUCACCAUUAUGAACUGUGCUUGUUAAUCCUCGGACGAUCAUUGUAAGUUAUGAAAUAAGAUGAUCUUCCUUUGUCAUUGCUGAAACAUUUGGGCUUAUUGUGGGGCACUGAUUAAAUAAGUUUUUAUUUUAUUCUAUUUUGUGUACCUUUCUCCUCAGCAGUAUUUAUUAUGCUGAGGUGGCUGAAUGUGAUGUCCCCCCAACGUCCCGGUUCUGACUGUGUUCUGGAACCGUCGGUGCUGUUCAAACACGUAAAAAUCAUUGCUUACUGUGUUGUGUAGGCUAUGUACGCCGUGACAGCGCGUGCAGGAGGCCGUGUUUACCGCAGAUGAAAACGAGCCGUCUUUGCUCCUGUUACAUUGUUUCUCUUUUGCUGUAUUCCAACAGUCUCUUUGUCUUAAUGCGCGGGGGGACGGUUUGUAUUGUUUAAAAGAUGUGGAGCAAUGCUUAGUUUUCAUGAUGCACAAUCCAAUACGUACGGGGGAAAUCCCCGAUUUUGUAACAAUUUCAGUAAAUAAAAGUUAUAAAUCGAAA